AGAGUUUUUUUUGGUUUUGUUUUUCCAACUGCUACCCUUGUCCCUCCAUCUUCUUCUUCAUCUUCUUCUUCAGACAACAGAUCUCUUCUCAACCACAUUACUUCUGGUUUCUCCAACCAUGAGGAAAGGGAGAGUCUCCUCCGCCGUUCCACCCGCCCUUCCGGUAACCGCCAACGGAUCCGCGAAGGAGCCGAGGUACAGAGGCGUCAGGAAGAGACCAUGGGGCCGAUUCGCCGCCGAGAUCCGCGAUCCGUUAAAGAAGUCCCGAGUCUGGCUCGGCACGUUCGACUCCGCCGUCGAAGCCGCCCGAGCCUACGAUCAAGCCGCUCGUAACCUCCGUGGUCCCAAGGCCAAAACCAACUUCCCCAUCGACUGCUCUCCUUCUUCCCCUCUCCAACAACCGCCGCUCUACCACCGCUCCGCCGCGAAUCGGAACCAGAUCGAUCCGUUCAUGGACCAUCGGUUAUACGGCGGAGGAGGCGAGCAGCAGCAGAACCAGAUUAUCAGCCGCCCGGCGAGCAGCAGCAUGAGCAGCACCGUUAAAUCGUUCAGCGGACAGAGGCCGUCUUCUUCUUCCGUGGCGAAGCAGGCGACGGCGAAGAGGUAUCCGCGGACUCCGCCGGUGGCUCCCGAGGAUUGCCACAGCGGCUGCGAUUCGUCGUCGUCGGUGAUUGAUGACGGAGACGACAUCGUUUCGAGAAGGAAACCGCCGUUUCAGUUUGAUCUUAAUUAUCCGCCGUUGGAUGGCGUUGACUUAUUCGAUGAUGAUCUCCACUGCACCGAUCUACGUCUUUGAUUUGUGUGGGUACUUAAAAAAAAGAUUUACCAAAUCUCAAAAUUUUUAAUUUUCCUUUGAUCUUAUAUUGAAAGUAAAAUUAAAACAAGGAAUUAAACAAAAAAAAAAGGGAGCAGCGAUGAUGAUGAUUUCAUCGUUGUUGGAAUCACAAUGACAACGAAGAUGGGUGACGAUAUAUAAAAGAGAGAGAGAUUGUGUGUAAGAUCUGUUACUGUAAGAACCAGAUCUAUGUUUUCAUUUGUCUGUUUCUUAUUAAGAUCAACCCUUUGUUACAUGUAACAUUCUAUGGCUGAUGAUGAUUCUUAAUGAUUCAAAUCCAA
Raphanus sativus (radish) is the source of this 1116-nucleotide messenger RNA. RefSeq names its product ethylene-responsive transcription factor 7. Bases 119 to 796 code for a protein of 225 amino acids. NCBI's taxonomy places the organism in Eukaryota, Viridiplantae, Streptophyta, Magnoliopsida, Brassicales, Brassicaceae. Gene Ontology annotation, biological process: regulation of DNA-templated transcription. The transcript has a single exon. Gene Ontology annotation, molecular function: DNA binding; DNA-binding transcription factor activity. The record is from RefSeq and is a predicted model, not a curated record.